Molecule: messenger RNA, 1203 nt
Organism: Penicillium crustosum
Lineage: Eukaryota; Fungi; Ascomycota; Eurotiomycetes; Eurotiales; Aspergillaceae
Product: BSD domain-containing protein
Exons: 2
Coding region: 1-1203 (400 amino acids)
Cellular component (GO): cytoplasm
Source: RefSeq, a predicted model, not a curated record
AUGGAUAUCGCCUACGAUCACAUCCAGGAGGAGGCAUUUUCCAACAAGGAGGGCGCUCCCUCCGACUCCAAGCCCCAGGAGUCUAACGCCAACCUCAACGAUGAGCUACAAGAGACCUUCCGUGCAUUCUCCGCCAGUCCGUGGGGCUCCCGAAUUGGAGGACUAUGGGACAAUGUACGCAAACAGGGAGAAACCUACUACGAAGGUGCUCGUCAAGAGUAUGCAGCUGCCAGCGAGGAAGCCGUGAAAGGAUUUUCAGAUCUCAAGGAAACACUCGCCGACCGGACAAAGGGGCUGUCUCUCAGCACAGCUGCCUUGACGGGCAGUGGCGAGGGACAAAGUGACGAGACCGCCACACCCAAGGCUGCUACAGAAGGAGGAGAAUCUACCGACAAGGGAGAAGGCGAAGGCGCUGGCGCCAGUGGAGAAAGCUUUAUUGCCAGGUUGAAGGCGGAAGCCGCUCGGCGGCUGAAGGAGAUCGAGAAGGCAGAGGAAGCAGCUGAUGAAGCGAUCCUGCGAUUCGGAAUGAACAUAGGCCAGAAGUUGCGUGAAGCUGUUAGCAUUUUGCCCCCCGAUACCGAAGAGUCCGGCAAGCUUCUUUUCGAGAGCAAGGAUGCAGAGGGAAAGCGGGUCAUUCAUGCUACACGGUUCGAGGCACAGCUGCACGUUAUUCAUUCAAACCUGGAAAGUUUCAGUAAGGACCCGGUCAGUGAUGAGUGGCCUUCGUUCAAGAAGGAGUUCAAUGUCGAAGUCAAGACGGAUGAGAUCGCUGCCGAUUUGGAGAAAUACCCCGAGCUCCGUUCAGCCAUGGAGAAGCUCGUGCCCGAGCAGGUCGAAUACGCGGAAUUCUGGACUCGUUACUACUUCCUUCGUCUCGUCGUGGAGACCGAGGAGAAGAAGCGUAAGGAACUUCUGAAGGGUGCCAAUGCCGAAGACGAAGAAGAAGUCGGCUGGGACGACGACUCUGACUCUGAGUCUCAGUCCCCCUCUACCCCACAUGUCCGCUCCGGUGCCCAGACUCUUGCUCCCACCAAAGAAACCGAGAAAGCCGAGCCUCGCCGUUCGAACGACCAGCACUCCCAAGCCGACAGCGAAUCCAGCUACGAUGUUGUGAGCGGCGCUGCUAGCCGCACACCUGGUAGUCCCAAGGAAAAGGCUGCCUCCGCUGCGAAGGCGGAUGAGAGUGACGAAGAUUGGGAGUAA